AGAAGUAGUCCAUGUUCCGGCGGAAGUCGCUGUCAAGUGGUGACGUCACAGGCGUUUGUUUGUUCUUUUUUAAGUUUUUUUACCCGGCAAGUUUCGGGAACCUUCUCGUUGGAUCGGGAUGAAAGUGACGAUUAAACGUUGGACCAGCGUGGCCUCUUGGCGCUGGAUUGCUAAUGACGACAAUUGUGGCAUAUGCCGAGUGCCCUUCGACGGAUGCUGUCCAGACUGCAAAAUGCCAGGUGAUGACUGCCCGCUAGUGUGGGGCCAGUGUUCGCACUGUUUCCACAUCCACUGCAUCAUGAAGUGGCUCAACUCCCAGCAAGUCCAGCAGCUCUGUCCAAUGUGCCGUCAGGAGUGGAAAUUCAAGGAGUGAUGGUGCCGGGAAGUUGGAAUACAGUUGAACAGCAGCCACCUUAGCUAUCUCUCUCUCUCUCUCUAAGUUUCUCUUAAAUUAGCUGGCUCAGCUAGAUGUGAGGCAGCUUUCAUAAAACAGCCAGUCAGAAAGGUUGGCUCUAGCAACAACCCUUGUUCGAACUACCAUUGAUCGCAGUAGUAACUGGAGGAGGGUGUGCAGAAUAAUCAAAAUGAGUCUUUCAGAAAUCCAUAAGAUGGAGCUAGAUUCAACAAGGGAAUUCAGCUGGAUUUGAACUUUCCCAUUUGCCACUCUUACUCCACCUUGCUGGUUUCCUAGGAACUCGUUUGGCUAAUCAGUGUACCUGUAGAGGUCAAUGAAUUUGUCUUGGUGCUGCCACUAAACUAGCCCUCUCGUUAGCUUCACAAAAGUUAAAUUUGGUGUAAAUUAUUCUUGGAAAACAGCACGGAGAGAGACAAAGACGAAAAAACAAGAGACCCUAACCCCCACUGCUAGACUGUUGUGGACAUUUCGGGGGGUUAUUUUGUCACGUUACAAUUGUCAUCGUUCUGUGCAUUUCUUGUUCACUUCCCUCCCGUGAGCAACGCUGAGAAGUGCAUGAGGUUUGUGACAGAAAGGUAGUUCAAGAUAGGAAAUGCACGCCAGAUUGAUUUAUUGUUGUUGCAUGUGUGUACAAUUUUUAAGAAUGUACAGCUAGGGCUGUAUGUGAUGACUGUAAAGGGAGCUGCAUAUUUUUACUUUGUCCAUGUGCAUUCUCAAGUUGAGAUUUUAAGAAAAAGUGGUUUUGCUGCUGGUGCGCAUGUUUCAAAGAAUUGUACUGUAGCAGACGACUCUAAAUGGGGGGGUGCAGAAGGCUGUAUGGUAGACACUGAAUGAAGCGCAAAUUUUGUGGCGAUUUUAUUCGCACCUGGUCUUCAACAAAGGAAGUGACAUUUUAGUAGUUGCCUAUCUCAUUGUGCUCCAGUGAAGCGAGUCUUUCUCUCGUUAUGCAUCGACAAUUCAGAACUGUCUUGGCGCUUUUGUAAAAGGACCAUUAAUGUUCUGCAAUAUUCUGGAAAUAAGCUCCUUUGCAGUGUUCUACUCUAAUCAAACGUCUAUGCACAAAAUAUAUUCGUACCUGAAGCAAAAAAGCAUGCUGGCCAGUGUUGCAUUUCCACGGCUGUGCCUUGUUUUAUUGUUUUUGCCUCCUAUUUCCUGGGUACGGAUCUUGAAAUAAGUGCUGUUGCAGCCCUCACUCGCUGGUGCUUGUUCUCGAAAAGAUGGUGUCAGCUGUAAUUGUAUUUUAGUAAGCAUUCAUCAUGGGCAGUAUUCAUCUUCCAGCAGCAGUUUGAGAACACAAAGUGCUGUAAUUGGAAAGCAGCUUAUUGAGGCGAGAUGCCUCAAUCACGCACUCACACAUCACUAUGUGUAUAUGUGCUAAGUGCGUGCAUCUCUCCUUUCAUCGUCCUAGUUUAUAGUAUUUGUUUAACAGCGUGGAUUUCUGGAAAACCCUUAGACAACCAUGAAAAGAAUCGGGAACAAAUCGCAUGAAGAAGUAACAUCAACAACUUGGCAAGAAUAUCUUUUGAUCAUUCACGUUCAUUCAGCAUGAGUGCAUUCAUGUGUGAAAAUGAUUUGAAUGAACGUACAAUUGGCCUUCUUGCCUGUACAUUCUAGACAAGCAAGGCGUGACUUUCUUGUCUUAUCAAAUGUUUUCUUGCUCAAACAGUGUCUUGAAGGGCAAGAGAAUGCAUGUUAUCCAUGGAGGCAUGCAUGUGUUCAGGCAGCGCUUACACCUUGCCAGGGUAGUUGUAGCCUGCAAUCUAUAAGUGUCACAUGGAGGAAACAUGACUGCGGAGGUGGAUACAGAGUCAGUAAUGAAACUGUCUGUGAUGUAUCAUGUAAAUAUGUUGAAUAAACAGUUUUGUAUUUA
Dermacentor silvarum is the source of this 2285-nucleotide messenger RNA. It is a transcript of the gene lmgA, whose product is annotated as anaphase-promoting complex subunit 11-like. Gene Ontology annotation, molecular function: ubiquitin protein ligase activity; cullin family protein binding; zinc ion binding. The coding region runs from base 119 to 373 and encodes 84 amino acids. Gene Ontology annotation, biological process: protein ubiquitination; positive regulation of mitotic metaphase/anaphase transition; anaphase-promoting complex-dependent catabolic process. The transcript is spliced from 3 exons. Lineage: Eukaryota; Metazoa; Arthropoda; Arachnida; Ixodida; Ixodidae. Gene Ontology annotation, cellular component: nucleus; anaphase-promoting complex. The record is from RefSeq and is a predicted model, not a curated record.